ACUCCGAGGGGUCCCCAUUUGUCAGAACAGUCCCCGGAGCGAGUACAGCGGAGACCUUAGGCCACCUAUGGCUUCCCCAACGUGAUUUCUGAGACGAGCUAACCUCAGAGCCUGGGCAAGUCGGACUUGCAGCCACACAGGUUUCCCGGAGAGCCUCAACCCAGUUAAAGACCAAGAUGGUACAUGCAGAAGCCUUUUCUCGUCCCUUGAGUCGCAAUGAAGUUGUUGGUUUAAUUUUCCGUUUGACAAUAUUUGGGGCAGUGACAUACUUUACUAUCAAAUGGAUGGUAGAUGCAAUUGAUCCAACCAGAAAGCAAAAAGUGGAAGCUCAAAAACAGGCAGAGAAACUAAUGAAGCAAAUUGGUGUGAAAAAUGUGAAGCUUUCAGAAUAUGAAAUGAGUAUUGCUGCUCAUCUAGUAGACCCUUUGAACAUGCACGUUACUUGGAGUGAUAUAGCAGGUUUAGAUGAUGUCAUUACAGAUCUGAAAGACACGGUCAUCUUACCUAUCAAAAAGAAGCAUUUGUUUGAGAAUUCCAGGCUUCUGCAGCCUCCAAAAGGUGUUCUUCUCUACGGGCCUCCUGGCUGUGGCAAGACACUGAUUGCCAAGGCGACAGCCAAAGAGGCAGGCUGUCGAUUUAUUAACCUUCAGCCUUCAACACUGACUGAUAAGUGGUAUGGGGAAUCUCAGAAAUUGGCUGCUGCUGUUUUCUCCCUUGCUAUGAAGUUACAGCCAUCUAUUAUCUUUAUAGAUGAAAUAGAUUCUUUCCUGCGGAAUCGUUCAAGUUCUGAUCAUGAAGCUACAGCCAUGAUGAAAGCUCAGUUCAUGAGUCUCUGGGAUGGAUUGGAUACUGAUCACAGCUGCCAGGUCAUUGUGAUGGGAGCCACUAAUCGACCUCAGGACCUUGACUCCGCCAUCAUGAGAAGAAUGCCUACGAGAUUUCAUAUCAAUCAACCGGCUCUGAAACAGAGAGAAGCAAUCCUGAAACUGAUCUUGAAAAAUGAAAAUGUGGAUAGGCAUGUAGACCUGUUAGAAGUUGCCCAAGAAACGGAUGGGUUUUCGGGAAGUGAUUUAAAAGAGAUGUGCCGAGAUGCUGCCCUCCUCUGCGUCAGGGAAUACGUCAACACUGCACCUGAAGAAAGCCAUGAUGAAGACGAAAUCCGGCCUGUGCAGCAGCAAGACCUGCGUCGGGCCAUUGAGAAGAUGAGGAAAUCGAAGGACGCGGCCUUUCAGAGUGUUUUGACUCAUGUUUGUUUAGAUUAAGAGUAAAGCUCGUUUGUACAGUUGCCGUGAUCAAGUUUGGCGUGCCCUGUUCUUAGUAAACUGAAUGGGAGGAGAAGUGCUUUUCAACAGUGAGGAAGUUCAAUGUGUAUGACACCGGUUUUACCCUCCGGAUUCUAAGUUAUUGAGCUAUAGCUGAAAUAUAAAAGGUGUUACUACUUGUCAGAAAUCACGAGGUGGAACAGUUUAGUACGUCUGAGUGUGUGUGCCUGUGUGUCCGCUCUCUCGCCGUGUGUUGUUGCAGCCUCGUAGCAUCUAAGCUGGUCCUAAAGUAAUAAAGGGUUCAUGGGCCAUCAGUGAGAAAUGGGGAUGUAGUCAAUGCUGGUUCCUAGAUUCAUGGGUGUGUUUGUGUAUGUGUGUGUUAACUGUAUAUAUUCACACAUUUUAUAUUGACAUUAUGUAGAUAGCUUUGAAUACAGAAACAUUUUUUUACUCCCACCCUCUGAAUCGAAAGUACCUAAUAAGUAAAUAGCAAAACUAAGAUGUAAGGUUAUGUCUGAAAGGUACAGUGAUUCAGCCAUUUUUCUGGUUAUAAUUUGUUUGAACCUUGUUUUUUUUAUUUUUUAUUUAAGGGAUUCUUUGUCUGCCCUUGAAUAACCAGAGUCAGCCACAUCUGACUCAAAUAUUUAGAUGUAACUCGAUGAUUGAUUGUCAAGAUAAAGCAAGGAAAAAUACUUGCUCAGUGAUAAGCGGUCAGUUGUUUUCAGGCAAACCUUUAUUCAAUGCUGACUUCACAUCUUAAAACAGGCACCGUCAGUAGAGAUACCUUUAAAUUUUUAAAAUGGACUUAAGACCUUUAAAAAGAAUUGUUUUGAGAAAAACUCAGUGUCAUUCAAUCCCGUAUGUAUGUGAUGUCUGCCUUCAGUUCUGUUAUACCCCUGGUUUUUAUGUUAUUCUAAAAUUGUAUUUUCUUUCAUUAUGAUCAAAUAUAAUUAGGUCUUUAGAAAUGAAAUGAUAGUUUAAAACAAAUAGUUCUGAGUAAAUGUGGAGCCCUGGUGGCGGAGUAGGUUGCAUGUUGGGCUGGUGAUUGAAAGGGCAGCAGUUCGAAUCCACCAGUCUCUGAGGGAGCAAGAUAUGACACUUUCUGCUCCCAGAAAGACUUUGGCCUUGGCAACCCACAGGGACAUAAGGUUGGCCUGCAUCAGAAUGGAUAGCAGUAAGUUUUUGAGAUUACUAAAUGUGCUAAACAUACUCACUCUCUAACUUAAAACUGUUUUCUUAUAAAUUGUGCCGUAGUUAAAUAGAACUAUAUACAUCACAGUUCUCAUAUUUUGUCUAUAGUCAGUUGAUCCCAUGUGAACUACUACUACAUAAGCAUUUUUUGGGUCUGAAAUUCUGUUAACCAGAGUUCUGUUAUAGACACUUAAAGAGACAGCAUGAACAAAUGGCCCAGUACAAUCUUGAGGUGCCUUCCAAAUUACAAGAUCAUAUGCUCCAUAUAUUUUACCAUAUUUCUUUGAAAACUCAGUAUUUAUUCAUGAGUCACUGGAUAAACUCCCCUGAUAAGUCUUUCACAAGGACAUAGUGAACAGUUUCUUCUUCAAUUGUACUUUGAAUGGUGAGGUACGGGAGAACACUUGGAUAACAGAAAGCCAAUUAUAAAAAGUUGUGAAGAUGAUGGAAAAUUUUAAAGUAGAACACAAUCUGGUACCCCAAAAAAGUUGUCUCCAUCUUUAUUAAUUAUUAUUUUUAAGUGUGUAAUAAAGGGGAGGCUUUAUUGAUUUUUUUUUUUUUUUUACUUCCACUUACUCCUUGGUCUUUUUCGGUUACUUAAAACCUUAGGUAUUUUGGGGUUUAUAAUCUGAUAAUAUAUUGAUUGAAAAUAAGGUUGAUGUAUCACUCCUCUUGUGACCUUUCUGUUUAUCAUGUCUCAAAUUUAGAAUAUUUAAUAGUGUUUAUUACUAAGUUUAUCAUGAAUUUAGCUACCAACGGAUGCUAGAGAAAUGAACUGAUGAGCCAUCAUGAUUCCUCAAGGCAACUGUAGGCCGUAAAGUAAUUGCAGAAAAUUGUAUUAUAUGAUUUUAAAGAACCUUUAUAGUAGACCGUGGUAGCUUAGCCUUCUGUGGAUAUGUAUUUUAUAUAUAUGAUUCUAUUCUGGGCUCUGAGGUGUUUCACCUUGGGUCCUGAAUCUAGACUCAAAGUGCCAGGAUUUCAAUUCAGGCUUCUCACUUACUAGCUGUUUAUUAGUUACCCAACCUCUGUGAGUCGUCUAUCAAGUGACGAGGGUGGCACUCACCUUCUCGGAUUGUGAUGAGGUGGUAAGGCAUGGAAGGGGAGUCAGUCACUAUGGGGGGACACACAGUAACUGUUCAAAGGCAGUGAUUGAUAGACAUAUCCCAAUGACCAGACUCAAGCUUAAUCCACACUUUUCAUAAUCCCUUGGCCUAUACUGAGGGAUUGAGAUCGCAAGGUUCGCAUCUGUGUGAAGUUUCUCCAAAAGCCUAUUGUUUCAUAAACUUCUGGCAAACCUUAUGUAUCACAAACUAUUCCAGGCCCUUUUGAUAUGAGUUUAAUAAUACAAUAUUUGAGUCAACUCAAUCUCUCCUCUACUUUUUCUCCUCUUUAAUCUCAUUUCCACUUCUCCUUUGCCCCAGAUAGAUCUAGAACACAACCUGUUAUCAGUACCUGGAUUGGAGUACGCUAAAUAUCCUAGAUGGGGCAUAAUAGCCUAACAUUAUUUAGUAGCUAUGACUUUAUAGGUUUGCUGCUUCAUGAGGAUUUUGACCUUGUUAACCUUGGUUACUUGGUACUGUGUAUAAAAAGGGCAGUUUCACCCGAGUAGGAAUUUUUUUCACUGCAAUUAUGUUUGUGGAUAAAUGUUACAACUUUUUUUCUGGGUAGAGAAAAUAAAUUGGGUAAUGUGUAUUUUA
Echinops telfairi (small Madagascar hedgehog) is the source of this 4150-nucleotide messenger RNA. It is a transcript of the gene ATAD1, whose product is annotated as ATPase family AAA domain containing 1. Gene Ontology annotation, cellular component: mitochondrial outer membrane. The transcript is spliced from 10 exons. The record is from RefSeq and is a predicted model, not a curated record. Gene Ontology annotation, molecular function: ATP binding; ATP hydrolysis activity. Lineage: Eukaryota; Metazoa; Chordata; Mammalia; Afrosoricida; Tenrecidae. Bases 177 to 1262 code for a protein of 361 amino acids.